Molecule: messenger RNA, 3888 nt
Organism: Xyrichtys novacula (pearly razorfish)
Lineage: Eukaryota; Metazoa; Chordata; Actinopteri; Labriformes; Labridae
Source: the annotation of a GenBank genome assembly
AUGCUGCUGAUCGUAUUUCUUUCACUUCUGAUGCUCAGACUGAGUUGUAAGUACACAAAAUGCUUUCUAAAUUACUUUAUUUUCUAUAUUUUGUUUUUUCAUACUUAGUAUUAUUCAGCACAGAGCCCAAAUGAUCCUUUUUUAUACUGACAUUAUUUCUUUAUUUUCUUCAGGUUGUACAGUUGAUGAGCGCUAUGAGACAAAGACAGUCAGUGUUGGAGAUGAUGUGACUUUGGAGUGUCCUCGCGAGACCUCUGAGAUAAAAGCAAAUUUAUUCUGGUUCAGGCUAGUUUCUGGAGAUUUACCUGAAUUUUUGGGAGGAACAUAUAGUUUAAACCAUGGAAGUAUUACCGAUAUCCCUAAUUUCACUGUAAAAAAAAAGCCUGAAACAUUUGUCCUGAUCAUCAACAAAACAGAGCUCAGCGAUACUGGACUUUACUUUUGUGUAAAACAAGACCUACUUGAAGUCAGGCUUUUAAAGGGAACAUUUCUAACAAUGAAAGGUAAAUAAAAUACACUGGGCAUUAAAAAAAUAAAAUAAAAUGUUAUCAAACCUAUCAGAAGUUUCAGUGUUCCUCGUGAAAAUAGAAAUGAGAGUUGGAAUUUAAUUUUUUUUAUUAAUCCAUUAAAAACAUUCAAUUUCUGUCUUAAAUUUAUGAGGACCAGGACCCGAUAUCACUGCAAUCAUUCAAGACAUUCCACCUGAUCCAGAAGACUCAAAGACUCUGCAGUGUUCAGUCCUCCGUGACAAGAGCAGUAACACCUGUCCAGAUAAACCCAGAGUGUUCUGGUUCAGAACUGGAUCAGAUGAUUCCCGUCCCAGUGUCAUUUACACUCAAGGAAACAAAAGUGAUGGAUGUGAGGAGAGUCCAGAGACUCCCUCUCUGCAGAGAUGUGUCUACAGCUUUUCUAAGACCGUCAGCUCCUCUGAUGAUGGGACUUAUUACUGUGCUGUGGUCGCAUGUGGAGAGAUACUGUUUGGAAAUGGAGCAAAGCUCACCUCUGAGGGUAAGUCCGUUGGGUUGAUGUCUUAUAAAACAAUCAUGUCACAUCUCUUAUCAUUAACAUCUUUCAAUAAUAACAGUUGUUUCUUUGUAUUUGCUCUGCAUAUUAUUUUCAGCGUGGAACAACACAGCUCUGUUUGUUCUCUCAGCUGCUUUGGUUAUAUGUCUGAUCGUUAUUGUCUCCCUGAUUUAUACCAUCAAGACAAAAUCUUUUUGUAAAGGUAAUAAAACAUUCAUCCACCAACAUCAAUCAAACAGUUUACAUUACAGCUCCAUUCAAAUUAAUCAACCACAUCUCUGUUCCUACUUUACGUUACAGCUGUUGUUCCUGAUCAGCAAAUUCAGCAGGUAAGACAGAGAAAAAACAACCCUAGAGAAGUUUAAGCAAUCAUUUUCUUUCUUCUUUCUAUGUCAAUAAUUUCCUUAAAUUUUUAUAGUGAAUAUCUUCAGAGAGGCGAAGACUCUUUGGUUUAUGCAGCACCAAAGUUUUCUAAGAGGAAACCCAACAAAGAAAGGAGAAGAAAUGCAAAACCAGCAGAGGAGGACACCAUCUACACUGAUGUCAGGAAGGUUGAGAAAAACUAACAACAAGCUUUCAUGGGUAAUAUUCCAUUUCUUAAAAAUGUCUUAUUUUUUUACACUGUAUUUUCUUUUACCUGUUUACAGUAACUGUUGAGUUACUGCUAUUUUCCAGUUAUUGAAAAUGAUUUAUUCAAACCGUUUUUUCCUAAUUAGAACUUAAGCAUUGCCAAAUAACUAACUGCACUCAUGCAUAAUAUCUGUUUCCUUUGCUGAUGCCAGUUUCUGAGUCUCAUCCUGCAUUAUAUUCAGCUUAUUAUAUCGAGGGCUGUUAUAUUUGAUGUUAUUUCUAAUGUUUGUGAAAUAUAACGUGCAAAUUUGUCUGUAAAACUAGAUUUUUUCUGUGAUAUGUCUCGUGGACUGUCCCAUGAGGUGUCCUGUAAAGUUUAUAUGGUAAGCUUUACAUAUACAUUUUAUUGCAUUUAAAUACUUAAAUGGUCUAUGUAACUACAUCAGGAAAAACUCUGUAUAUAUUGAGGAAAUACUGCUUAAUUUUUGACUGGUUUUUGAUGUGUGUAAAUCAUGAAGGGACAGUCGGUCACUUCCCUCUUCUUGGUCAAUUGCAUGCCGAGAGACGCAGAAAAGUGGCACAAAUUAAAGAACAGAGAAAACAGAUAAACUCUGCUAAUUAUAUAUUUGUUUUACUAUGUUUCAAAAGCAAACCCAUUGUCAUUAUCUCUUUUAAUAUCUGAGUAAACCAUUUCAUGGUCUGUGUGUGUCUGUGUGUGUGUGUGUGUGGUCUGCAUUAUUAGUUCAAAUUCUUUAUGACAGUAUUCAUUUCCUGUAACAAUUCACAUUUUUAUACGAUGAAUACCUCUCAAAAAGAAAAGUAUGUGUAGGACAUUUAGCUAAAUUCAAGAUUCCUGCUUUUUUACUGUCAAUGUAUGAGAGUACAUAUUGAGGAACUGAAAAGGAUGUUUCUUUCCAACUCACAGUACAAAAAUACAGAAAAUAGAGUAAAAGUACAAAAAAAUACCAUAGAUAAAAAGUAUAAUACAGUACAAGUGGUAUAUGUGUUCACAUCUACCCUCAUCCCUACUUUGCCAAGACUUUGCACAAAGGAACAAGGCACCAAAACUAAGACAGAAGACUGCAAUCUUCAGGCCUUCAAGCAGGCAAAACAGUUCAGUCAGCGCAAAAAUAAAUGUGGAUAGUGUUACACACACUGGUUAAUUCUACAUGUGACUCUGUUUGAGUUUUAUAUAAGCUAGUUCUGCUAACAUCUGCGGCUAAAUGAAUGGGGUUUGCUAAAGUGUGACAACAACUGCAGCUAACAAAGCUAACAUUAGCAUGAGCCCUAGCAUUAGCAAUCUGCGCUAGUAAGAAGGGGUACCUUCUUAAUUGUUUGUCAAACCUUGAUACAACAGGGAUAGUCCUCGGUCCUCGGUCCUCUUCAAUGAGAGGAAGGUCGUUGCAGGAGGUCCUACUGUGGUUUUCAGAUACUUUUAAAGAUUUGUUUGUUUCCAAACUUUUUAGUGGUUGGUCCUUGUUUAAAAGGAAGUUUUGUACACCGUCAAGCUGUGUUAUAGACAUAGACAGGAAAUAGAGUUCACUGGCCAAACUCGCCCUUCACAAUAAAAGCUCAUUAAACCUGGGUUUUAUUCAUCUUUUCUUGCUAUAAUAAAUGGGUGAUGGUGAUGAAUGACUAAAUCUGUUUAACAGACAAACUCUCACACUGUAAACUGUGGUUCAGGCCUAAAAGAGCAAACCAGCGACCAUCAAAGACCUUCCCUCUCUGUCAACAACAACAGGCAAGUCUGAGUGCAUACUGUAAGUGUGUGCAACGGAGAGAGAGAGAGAGAGAGAGAGAGAAAGAGAGAGAGAGAGAGAGUGAAAAAGAGAGUUAAAGAAACACAAAGUCGAUCAGUAAGAGAAAGUACGUCCACCAAGACCUUUGUUUGAAACCACGUGUGGCAGUUCCUUGUUGAGUCCACCAUGUCCAUGUGUUGUUUAAGUUUUUAAGUGUGCAUGUGGUCAACUAUUUGACCACACACAUGAACACACGCACAUGCACAGACGUAUGCACAAGCACACCAAACAACCAAACCAUGCAUGGAAACUUCAGUGCUGCUGUUGUGGUUUGGCCUCACACACUGAGGUGAGAAAACAGAGCUAUUUUCUAAUUUGACACUCUCUGAAUCCCAAGAAGUUAAACUUCACUUUUGUUUUACUUUUUUAAAAUACAAAAAGACUGAGUUAUUUAUAGAAAGAAGAAACGCAACACCUUACAUGUGUGCAUAUAAGGUGCUAUGUGUUGUGUUUUAUCAUGCUUUUUUGCAUGUUUGUGCUCCUGAACGUCAAUGCU